UUUAAAAUUGGUUCUUUACUAAAAGGUCUGUUAUGUGUAGUUGCAACAAUGUUUCAUCAAUUGAGUUAGGUGCAUUUUUAUAUAGGCCCUAGUUGACUCAUGGGUCAGUAUUAAGUGGCUUAACAAAGAUUUUAUGGACUAGACUGGACUGAAAAUGAGUGAAAAAGUAGCAAAGGCCUUCAAAGAAGAACGUCCAGAAAGCCUUGGAAACUAUUAUUCAAGACUAAUUUAAACAAUUACGAGAAAUUCUGGCUUAAAUUAUAAAGAAAUGAGCGUUGGCUCAAGAACUUUGCACAGCACUAUAUUAGCUCAUGUAGCAUGUCUCAAAAUGGUGGGAUGGGUCAAUAAAAGGCUGGACACUGGACACAGCAUACCAGCUGUCAGCUGCUUUGAAUUGUGGUUGCAGUGAGCCAGCAUAUAAUGGAGGGCCUAGGAGAAAAGGUACGCACCAAAUACAUUUAGUUUGUGUGUCAUGGAUAUGACUGGGAUUCAUGCCAAACAAUGGUAACUGUGGUGUUUGUACUCCCUUAAUCAUUUGUGAGGUAGAGGUAGAAACUUGAUCUGUCUCUCAUUGGUGAGGUUUGAGCCACAGCGGCAGAAGAGAAAUGUGAAAGUCAACGGAAAUGUGCCCUUGUUCUCGUUCUGCAUCAUCAUCCUUCGAGCGAAUAAAAUGUACGCUGGCACAUCAUUCUUUACUUGUUACACUCACUUCCUCCGUAUCAUGUCACCUAGGGUCACCAUUAGAGUUGGAGUCCACUUUGACUACCGGGACAUUAAACAGUGACUCUGGACUGUGACCAGAAAGAGGUCAUGUGCUUUAAGACCUUUGGUCAUCUUUCCAGUGAGGCAAUAGCUCCACUUGCAUGCACAUAGAAAGCUUUGGUUUCAGGAAGUGUGCUCAAGCUUGUUGUGUGUCAAGCCAUGAGUGUGUGAGCUGUGUCUUGUGAUGAGUAGUGAUGAUGAUAUAUAUGUGUUUUUAUAGUAAUACUUCCAUUUACAUCUCUGCCCUCUCAUAACACCCUCUUUAACUUGUUGUAGCAGCAGAAACCCAUUGACACAAAAACAAUAAGGUAAUAAGAAUGACUUUAAACAGUUUGUUUUGUAACUGACAUAGAUCACACAACAAUAUGUGCUGCGUUUUCUCGUUUGCUUUAGCAACAGUGACAUCCUGGCAUCCCACACCCAAAAAUGCAAAUACAAACAAAUCACAUGUUGGUAAAAUUAAAUUACUUUAUUUGUUUGCUGUAAUGUCACUGUCGCCAUUUUCCAUCCUUCCCAACAACCUCAAACUAAAGAAAACUGACAGAAAAUCAAUCACCAUCUGGUUAUAAUCAAUAAUCUCUGGAGUCUGAGUGCAGGCUGUCUCAGUGACUGUAGGGGACCAAGCAGGCAAAGCUGUGCUGUUGAAAAAGUGGGUUUCAUUUCAAUCAAAAUUAAAUAAAAGCAUUAAAAAUAAUAUUUAAUGCAAGACAUAUAAAUUUAGCAAAUAAAUAGGGCGAACUAAAUAAACACUGCUCAUAAAUUACUGCUUACAAAACCUCACUAAGAGAGCUAAAACACACGAGAGCACCAUGAACCUAGAUUAGUGGAGCAAACCAUUAUGGAUGCAAAGGGGAAAAAUCACAGGGAUAACAACUAAACUCACCACAAAGAAAAUCCAUGAACCCCACAGGUAUCACAACAAAUGGUUUGGUCCAUUAGCCUCUGUAUUUCAAACAACUCAGCCACCUGCUUUGAGUAACCAUGAAGACCUGGAGCAGUCGAAGUUUAAUGCCAGCAACAGAGAAAGAGUGAUUAGUGCAAUUUCUAUAAAACUCAGUGUUGUGUCGAAAAAUGGUUGAAUCAAAAUAAUCAGCAGGUGCUGUGAGUGAAGCCCCCUCUGAAUGUGUACAAGUUUGUGACGUACUUGUGAGUGUGAGCUGAGCCUGUGCGACCAUGCCAGGGUCUGGGAGCGGUUUAUCGGUGCAGCGCUGCCUCACCUUCACCACAGGUCUGGUGGAGUGCCUGUGUUUCGCUGGAGCCGUGUUUGGUUGGGCUUCUCUUGUGUUUGUCCUCAAGGAAGAAGGCUACUUCAGCUCUCUGUGUGUCAACGGCACAGGAGUCAAUGGAACACACGUUUUAGAUUGCGCCGGACAGGAUGAACAGUUCUCGCUUAUUUUUACCAUUGCGUCUUUUAUGAACAACUUUCUGACGCUGCCGAAUGGUUUCCUUUUUGACCGGUUUGGUACUACAGUGACUCGGCUCUACGGAAUAUUUCUUUACACCAUAGGUACAGUGAUGGUGGCCUUUUCUACUUCAGCUCUGGCCAUCCUGCUCUUCCCAGCUCUCUCCCUCCUGGCUGUGGGUGGCAUCUUAUUUCUGAUGACCAACAUGCAGGUAGGAAACCUGUUUGGCUCACGUCGCUCCACCAUCAUCACUCUUUAUAACGGGGCCUUUGAUUCUUCCUCGGCACUCUUCCUUGUCAUCAAGCUGUUGCAUGAACGUGGCAUCGCUCUUCGCUCCUCCUUCCUGUUUCUGUCCGCCUGCAGCGUCGUUCACCUGCUCAGGACUUUCUUCUUGCUGCCUCGGAAAUUGAUCCCAUACCCGCUGCCGGAUAACUACACAUACGGGAUAACCUGUGGUAAAUCGGACAAUCGUAUUGGUGAGGUGGCAGAAAACGGAGGUGCACAGAAGGUAGAGGAAGUGCCGCUCAACAAGGAUGCAUCUGCAAAGCAAGAGAAGAGUUUCCGUGACUGUUUGCUGUCCAGGUUCUUCAUGUGGCAUCUGCUUUGGCUGUCAGUGAUGCAGCUCAGGCAUUACCUGUUCAUUGGCACCCUAAACCCCAUGCUGCAGAGGCUCACAGCUGGAGAGUCCUCACUGGUGAGUCAGUACACCAAUGCCUUUGCGAUCACCCAGCUAUGUGGCGUGCUGUGUGCUCCCUGGAACGGCCUCAUUAUGGACAGACACAAGGGCAAACCACGAGCUGAAGGGGAGAGCGAGCAGGAGGUGGACCUGCGGGCGACGGUGCUUUCUCUCUUCCUGACGGCCCUGCAGUGCCUGUUGUUUUCCAUUUGUGCCUCCACCCCAUACCUGCCUCUUCAGUACCUCACCUUCGUCCUGCAGGUGCUCAACCGCUCCUUCCUCUAUGGCGGCAACGCGGCCUUCAUCAGUGUGGCUUUCCCAUCUUGCCACUUUGGGAAGCUGUAUGGUUUGGUCAUGGCUCUGUCUGCGGUGUUUUCGCUGCUGCAGUAUCCCUGCUUUGCUCUGGUUAAAGUCUUGGAUGGGGAUCCGUUAUAUGUGAACAUUGGUCUGACAUUGCUCAGCCUGCUGGCCUUCAUCCACCCCCUCUCAGUCUACCUGCACUGUCGAAGCGUUUCCUCCCAGCGGGUCAAGAAUAAAGCCAUGACGCAGUCUUCUUAAAGUCUGUACAGUAACUCAUUCUUAUAAGUUUACUACCAGUGAGAAUUACCUCUUCAACUUGUUUCAUGUGGUUAAAGUGCUAUUUCCACAUUCCUGACAGGAAGUAUUUGUUUGCUCUUCAGGCUCUGUACUGAAAUAAUGAUAGAAGCUGAUUUUUCUUAAAACUACAAAUGGUCUUUUUCUUUGAGGAUCACCAAAGUUUGCAUCUUAUAUUAGUGAGAUCUCCUCUUAAUCAAUGACUGUGCUUAUAUAAUUUAUAUGGGGCUUUACUUUCACCGCACCAAUAAUCUGCUUGUCUGCAUUUUGGUGCUAUUGCCUGUUUUUCCUUUGCAGACGUUCAUUUUAAUAAUUUCCCCAGCUACUGAUUUGCUCAAAUUAAUUGUAGUUUGGUUGUUUGUUUUUUUUCACACUCACAUGAUUCUCACUUUAUAUUAACACACACCUCCACAGCAGUGCAAAUGUAGCUAUAGACCAGCACUGAAACAGCAACCAAACCUUACACAUCAUCUGUCAAACACAGUUCUUUGAAUAUUCAUAAAAAUCAUCUCAAAUGUACUUAAAACAAAACUGCUGCUCGGCCCGUUUUAUUAAUAUUUGCAUAGUUUUGCUUUAGAUUGAAUCUACUGAAAGACAGAGCCUGAAGAACAACAAAGCAUUCAGAUACUAACUUUACUGGCUGUUCUUUUUUUCUUUUUUUACGUACCAUAAGUUGGCUGUAAAUGCAUUUCAGAUUGUAAAGUGUGCAUUCGCAAAGCUUUGUGUAUGCCCAGUGCAAAAAUGACUAUCUGUCAUAGAAAAGAUUCUGCUCUGCAGCUUUUUAACUCCCUUUUGCAAUUUCAGAGUUUAAGCAGGCUCUGAGCUGCUGUCUCUGAAGCAUGUAAACAAAACCGAUGGUGCUAAUGUGUCCUUUUCUCUAAUCCUGCUUUACCGUCCGUUUCUGUAAUCAUGCUGGCUGCCCUAAUAAUAUAUGUGCAAAAACUAUGACAUGUCUUGAUUCUUGUUUUAAUGCACUUUUAUUAUUACAUUUUUUUUUUCUUCAAACAAUUGCUAGAUUGUUGGCAAGAUACUGAAGGUAUGCAUGGAUUUGCAUAAAAACUAAAUGAAGUUACAAAGUUUUCUAUGAAGUUACUAUAAAAGUAAGGAUUCCAUGAAAUUGGGGGAGAUUAUAAUUUUGCAAGUGCACAUCAGAUUGAAACAAGGUGAAAUAUAAUUUUUAUUUUCCUGAGCGAAUAUGAAAGUAACUUGGGUCCAGAUGAAGUCUUGGAUCCAGGGCUCUGUUCACACAUUGUAUGGAGGGAAUUCCAGCCUUGGCAGAGAAAUGCUUUCAACAAAUACACUGCUUUUGUUUUUUGUUUUUAAAUGUAUUGUGUCAUUGCUCCAGUGUGAACAUCUUCAACUUCUCUCUCUGUGUUGUGUUUUAUGUGUUUUUACCUCUAAUGAGUAAAGGACCAACAGUGUGGCUAUAGUGAGAACAUAAGGGACAUUUGGGAACAAAAGCAAUAAUUUUAAGCUCGUUCUUGGCUUUGAGCUAUUUAUUUAAGGAAUGUCUUGACAGUACGUCAAUAACUUGGUUGAUGAGGGAAGUGGAGAGUAUAAAAACUUCUUUGCCAUCUGCUUGCUUCAGUGCACAUGGUACAAACUGCACUGACAUCAUGACAAUAAUCAACAGUAAGGGAUGCUUGUUUGCGUCCAGGAUGUGAAUUUUCAGGUGUUCAGUGUGGAGGAGCGUGGUUUCCUUUUUAUUUUUUUAAAUGUGUUGUACCUGGUAAUGUUGACAUGUGAAGGAUGUUAAAGGGAAUGUCUCCUAUAGUGUUUGUUUCAGACUCUAAGUAUUUUUCUGAAGUGCCAGGUGUUAAGAGGUAGUAAUAAUAUUGAAAUUUGCAUGUAAACAGUACUGUGCAAAAGUGUUUACCCAUCGCUCGUUUCUUUAUAUUUUGCAAGCUCUUCUUUCAAUAUCAGCUGCCUUUUGCUCCUUUCUCUGUCAAGAUGAUCCCACACUGCCUCAUAGUGAGGUUCAGGCUCUGGGAAGGUCAGUGACUGACAGUGCUCAACUGUGCCUUUUUUGUUUUUUCACUUUAUCAGGUAUGCUUUUACUGCACUGCCAGUGUGCUUGGAAUCUUUGUUUGGCUGAAAAACGAAGCUGUUAACAAGAUGUUUUCCAGAUGUAUCGCACGUAGGAAUAAAAUAGAUUUACAUUUUUCUAUGGUCAAAAUUUCACAAAUCACGACAACACUUCACCAUGCCGAGAUGUGCCAAGUUUUUACAUAGUAAUGCUAGGGUUUCCUUGUUGGUGCAAAUUAUUAUUAUUUUUUUUUAUAAAUAUACCUUAUCAAACCAUUAUCUUGGGCAUUUUAUUUGUAGGUUAGACUGCUCAAAGCCACCUUUAAAAUAAAUAAAUCUGAGCUCUUGGAAGCAAAAUCUAAAGAAACUGCUCCAGACUUUGCACUGUCUUAACCUACAAACUUCUUUUUCAGCAACAAAGUCUUUUGAUAUUAUCUAUAGUAUAGUAAAGGGAAUUCAUAUUAGCCUUGAAUGCAGUUUCAGUUUUUAACUGUGGUGAAACUGUUAUAUUCUCAUGUGCAGGUGCCAAAGAGAUAGAAAGUGCAAUUAUGAUGUAAAGAAACCUGAGACAUGUCCAGUAUAUGUAUAUUUUACAUGCACAUAUCCAAUACUAUAUUUCAAUAAAUGUGACAAUUAGUGGCUUUUUGUCCUUUUUGAUUUAUUGAAUGUUUUGUCUGUUGCUUGAAUACUUGACCAAAUGAUGUAUUAUUGCAAUAUGUUUCUAAAGGGGGGUGUGUGUGUGUGUGUGUGUGUGUGUGUGUGUGUGUGUGAGAGAGAGAGAGAGAGACAUAAUUAUACAUUAUUUAGGAUUUAAAGCAACAAAUAAACCACUAGAUAUAUUAAAUGAAUAAUUGAAGACCAUCACUGAAGAUAAUUGGCACCUGCUCAGCCAGGUUUGGUUUAUUUAUGGUGAUGAAGACUGGGGCAUUGUGUGACCUUAGUCUUUUUUUUUU
Haplochromis burtoni (Burton's mouthbrooder) is the source of this 6413-nucleotide messenger RNA. It is a transcript of the gene slc43a3b, whose product is annotated as solute carrier family 43 member 3b. NCBI's taxonomy places the organism in Eukaryota, Metazoa, Chordata, Actinopteri, Cichliformes, Cichlidae. The transcript is spliced from 13 exons. Bases 1936 to 3399 code for a protein of 487 amino acids. Gene Ontology annotation, molecular function: transmembrane transporter activity. The record is from RefSeq and is a predicted model, not a curated record. Gene Ontology annotation, biological process: transmembrane transport.